Messenger RNA from Opisthorchis viverrini, 1263 nucleotides. RefSeq lists its product as hypothetical. The record is from RefSeq and is a predicted model, not a curated record. The coding region runs from base 1 to 1263 and encodes 420 amino acids. Lineage: Eukaryota; Metazoa; Platyhelminthes; Trematoda; Opisthorchiida; Opisthorchiidae. The transcript has 6 exons.
AUGCAAAUGCGUGCACGUUUUGGUCAACGGAACGCACCUGUUGAAUGUUCCAGCAACAGAGAGAAACGCUCUGGUCCUUUGGAAACGCGCAUUGUGCAGCAAAUGGAUGACGAUUUAGGAGCCUUGAUUGUCCACGACCAGUUUUCUGGCAAGUGGUUCUAUAAGAUGCGUGGGACAGCGAACCGCGUAGCGCGACUUUUGUGCCUUCGUUGCCAUGGCAACAGCAACGCAAUAGAAACAGGUAUUUUGAUGGCCUCAAUCACUUAUGUUGAAUCAAGCCAGUGGGAUACAGACCAUCGCUUGAGGGAGUUCCUGCGAAUUGUGAAACUUUCUGCAUGCGAUUAUGCCUUGUGCUUUCUGGCUUUCGGACAGUGUCCGGCUAUCGACGCUUUGUUCCGCCAGGAUUCCGUUUCAUCAGGCAAUACAGAAGCCAUCCUGAACUCCUCUUUUAUUCCAUCUGGUACAACUAUUCCAGUCACCACAGCGUCUCCAACCAACGAUGAAGCACUUCUCAAAUUUUCACAAGGAAACUACUUACUGAAAACUCCUCGUCAGCUCACGCCCGGUUUCGCCCUUCUUGGGGCUCAUCAGCGUUUCGAUGAGACUUCGCCCCUAACUGGACAGGAUACAUUUGCCGUUGAACCGGAUGCUACUGAGGCUUUCUGUUUCUCUUCGAGUUCACAUGCACAGCGUCUAAAACAGCGCCGACUAAAACACCAUCAUGUUUCUAUGGAAUUCGGAAUACACCAUCCUUUACCUUCAUGUCCAUUAGACUGCUUCUGGGCGGCAAACUGUCUGACCACUGGCCAACGCUGUUGGUCACGCGCGAAUCCAGACGUGGACCCAGAGGUCGAUAAUCGUGAUUUGCAGGCUGGGCCCACUUUCUCGCGUCUAUCCCAAGACUCAGCAAACUUUCUCACCCCUGUUUUAGCUCACCGACCAUCCGAGAGCCUCAGGGUUGAUAGCAUUUGGUCUCACCCAUGGUUUCGACGAGGACUUUUGCGGCGGCUGACUCCCGUUGCUCCGCCACCGAGAGCUGUAUCCACCAACCGUGAGACACAUCGAGAGAAUCUUGAAUCUUUGGUACCCUAUAGAGCUUUAUUGCCUCCUGAGGCUCCAGUUCCCUCAUCACAACGCGUUUACACGUGUCUAACGCAGGCGGACCCGACUGCCAACGAUCUGCGUUUGUCGCAGCCCGCUGAUAUGACCAGCAUUCUGAUGGUUAGUCAAUCCGCCAAUCCGGACUUAGAUUUUUCUGUUUGA